Messenger RNA from Cylindrotheca closterium, 1242 nucleotides. NCBI's taxonomy places the organism in Eukaryota, Bacillariophyta, Bacillariophyceae, Bacillariales, Bacillariaceae. The record is from the annotation of a GenBank genome assembly.
AUGAUCUUUCGAAAGAAAUUAUCACUCUGCGCCCUCCUCGCAAUCAAUCUGCUCGCUGCCCCUGGUGUUCUAGCCGACGAUGGAGGCAAUGACGAUGCAAACAAUAAUAAUAAUAAUAACAACAAUGGAGACGAUGCAGCUAACGGCGACGACGCUUACCAAAAAUACUUUGCCAACAACGGACAGAAAAACUGGGAUGGCUUUGGUGCAGGAAACGACAAUAUCCAAUACUGGACGGAUUAUGCCAUUUACCCGGAUCGAUGUAUCGUCAGCAACAAUGUCGAUGUCGUUGUCUUUACGUUCCAUGAGCAAAGGUACAAGCAAUGUUCGGACAAGCCAAUGGGAACGUAUAUCACACCGGUGUCCAACUUUUUGGAAGGCUACCUUCAAUAUUAUCAACAAAUUCAACAGGACAAGGGAAAUGACGACUACGCACUCCCAGAUGUAGCUCAAUACGCAUAUUGUACCCAAAAAUAUGUCAAUGGUGAAGAAUAUUGGUUGCAAAUUGGGUGUUCCGACACUGAUCGCCACAGCAUUGCAGUCAAUAUUUACACGGACAAUACUUGUACCAAAAGAAGCACUGUUGACGGAUUGGACGAUGCUAAUAUUGAUGUUUCCGAGAUUCAGAUUCCAUUCAAAAAGUGUCAAGCUUGCGUCAUGUGGGUUGACAAGUCGGAUGAUCAAAUUGACGACAUGUUCUUUGAGAAUCGUCAAACAAAUGCUCCUCUUUGCUCCACUUCUUGGAAUUACAAGAAGACUUGUAAUCGACGAUGCCGAAAUAUUGGUCAAGACCGAGACGGAUGGAGCACUCCGGACAAAAUCCUGCUCACUAUUUUGGGAUUGUUUGGCGCCGGCAUGCUUUUUACUAUCGUAAGGAGAAGGGAAAAGAUGUCCAACAAGGAUGCUCUCCUUGAACAGGCAGCCAUGAACGCAGCAGGACUGCAACAAUCACAUGUCAUUGGACUAUUCAUUCUAUACAUUCUGGUGGUCAUUAUCUUUGCUCUGCAAGUCAUGAAGAACAUUACAUGGGCCAUGCUUCUAAUCAUGAACACUGCCUUGUUUGGAUACCUAAUGAAGCUAACAAUAGACAGCGGGGUGGGACAAGGAGAAACCGUCAUUGGUCCCGAUGGCACGAUUAUUCGGCACGCGGAUUCGGAUGACUCCAGUACCGACAGCCAGCCUCCAACACCCAAUGCCAAUGCGGGAACCUUUGAACCUGCUCAAUUACCCGAGAUUGCAUAA